AUGUUAGACCGCCCUGUCGAGGAAUCCAACAUGGGUUCCAAUGUUACAUUUAACUCUCCUGCUACUACCAAUAAACCAGAUGCAAAAGCCGCUAACCGAAUUCACCGUUUCGAGCUUGUGGAAGAACUAGAAGAAUAUAUUGACACUAUUCUUGAUCAAGCAAGACAAAAAGAUUUGCUGACAAAAGAUGAUUUGGAGGACGUCGCCUUUGGGGCGGGGCCCAGAAAUCGAGUCAGAAGAUUAUUGGAUCUUAUUGACUGCCUUGGAGAAGAAAAUGCAUCAGUCUUCUGUAAUCUCUUCCUGGGUAUUAAAAACUUAAAAGAAAACUCUAAAAAAUAUAUGGUCUCGGAAAAUGAAUAUUCAACGAGUAUACAGAAGCACAGAGAUGUCCAUCUAAGGAGGAAUGACUGCCUUAAGACAUACAACUGUAGACAUGGGGAGCAAUCUGCUUUCUCUGAUUAUUUUGUGAAUCUUCUCCUUGUCAACGGACACUACAGCCUGGAAAUUAAGAAAAAUGAAUUGCUGACAUUUGGCCAACAACGUAUAGACCUCCAAAAUAAGAAGGAAAAUAAGCUAACACUGAGCCACCUAUUUGAAAAGCUUCAUGAAAGGAGAUUGCCUAAGAAAAUCCUUGUUAGUGGUGUAGCUGGCAUCGGAAAAACAGUUUUCGUUCAAAAGCUAAUUUUUGAUUUCUCUAAUAGAGUAUCAUAUCAAAAUUUUGACUAUGUGUUGAAUUUUACUUUCAGGGACCUCAAUUUAAUAAAUAAGCCAAUAACUUUGCGGGAAAUGAUACUAAAAAAACAUGGAUAUUUGUCACAGAUCUUAGAUGAUAUUUUUAAAAACAGUGAUAAGUUGCUUGUGAUCUUGGAUGGACUUGAUGAGUUUAAGUUUUCCAACCAGCUAGAAUUAGACGAAUAUGUGUUUGAUCCAGAUAAACAAGCGGAGCUACCUCAGUUAGUUGGGAGUCUGAUCAAGGGAGAACUUCUCCCCAGUGCCAGUAUUGUGCUCACGAGCAGGCCAGCAGUCAUUAACUACAUUCCUGUGGAAUGUAUUGAUCGCUUUGUGAUAAUUACUGGCUUCUCUGUUACUGAAAUUGAAGAUUACUUUCAAAAAUUUUUUGGAGAGAAGAAAUUGGGAAGUGAACAAUUUCUAGUGGUUAAGGAUAACCAUUUUCUAUUUACACUGUGUUAUAUCCCAGCUUUUUGCUGGAUUGUCUGCAGUGUUCUGAAAGGAUGUUCUAAUCUUCAUAUUGAAAGGCCAAAGACAAUGACAGAUAUCUACUGUCACUACCUUAUAGUUUUACUAAAAUACCAUACGCAUCAAGUCUCUUUAACAAAAGAUGGAUUGGCAUUGAAAGGAAUUCUUGGUUUGGGACAAAUUGCAUACAAUUCCCUUUUAAAGCAUGAAACUUUGUUUUAUGAGGCAGAUUUUGAAAUGUUUGACACACUCCCAAGUGACAUUGCAAAUAGUUUUCUUGACAAGACUUGCAUACCAGAGUUGGGUUAUGUUGAGAAUGUACUGUCCUUUACCCAUUUUACCAUCCAAGAAUUUUUUGCGGCUUUUUAUUAUAUUCAUGAAGAGGAACCCUCAGAUGACAUAAUGGAUUUGGAUGUGCAGAAACGGCUUGACAUUACUUCUGGAUAUCUGGAUUUAUUUCUGAGGUUUGUUUCAGGAUUGCUAGCAGUUAGAAACCAAACUUUGCUGCAGAAACAUCUGAACCUCCAAGCAAACAUGAAGUACGAAAUGUAUGCAUCAUGGCUGAUUAGAUCAAUUAUUGAGCACUGCCAAAAAGGGAGAUAUAUCCUGAACUUGCUUCACUGUUUAUUUGAGCAACAGAACAGUGACCUCGCCAGUAGGAUAACACCAUCUGUUCUACGUGUUAAUAUUAGUGAUAACGUUUUCUCUCCCAUCGACUUUGAUGUAUUGGCAUAUUUCUUGGACCUCAUUCAUAUUGAAAUUGAUGAACUUGACUUGACCGCCACUCAUGUGAAUGCACACUAUCUGGAGAAACUGCAGCCUUACCUUUAUCGCUGUAGGCAGUUAUGGCUUGGUGAAAAUAAACUUGAUUUAAAGGCAAUCAGAAUUAUCUGCAAUGUAUUAAUGUCCCCAGACUGUAAGAUGCAACUCUUGGGUCUUGGGUGGACACAGAUAGAAGAUGAAGAAUUUUUAGAACUUUAUAAAUGUCUCCCACACAAUCGCUCUUUGACAGGAUUAUGGCUUGAAGGUAAUAACAUCACCAACAAGGCCAUUGAACAAUUUUCUGACAUAUCUGCUGUCAACUCUAACCUAAAACAUAUUGUGCUGCUAGGAAAUAAUCUCCAGUCAGAGGAUAUUGUCGCUAUAAAAGCAAAAUCUCUGAAAAGCAUCAUCGUUGCCCACAUAGAUGAGAAUUUUGGCCAGGAGUUUUGGGAAGGAUGGUGGGACUGGAUAUUUCAACGGUGCAAAAUGUGCAAUGAUGAGAAAAUUGUCUCUUUCCUGUCAAAAGUGUACAGAGGACUUAGCCUUUGCAAUGGAAAAGAAACAGAGUGGAUGAAACAUUGGUAUACUCAAGUGGAUUCCUUUUUGCAGGAGAGGAUACGUCAUUGUGCAAUUAGGAAUAUUAGCAAGAGAAUGAAUGAUCUCAGACUGAUGUUUCAGGAACAGUUAAUAAAAACGUGA
Nanorana parkeri is the source of this 2658-nucleotide messenger RNA. RefSeq names its product protein NLRC3-like. The coding region runs from base 1 to 2658 and encodes 885 amino acids. The transcript is spliced from 7 exons. Gene Ontology annotation, biological process: regulation of apoptotic process. Gene Ontology annotation, cellular component: cytoplasm. The record is from RefSeq and is a predicted model, not a curated record. NCBI's taxonomy places the organism in Eukaryota, Metazoa, Chordata, Amphibia, Anura, Dicroglossidae.